Molecule: messenger RNA, 2304 nt
Organism: Penicillium angulare
Lineage: Eukaryota; Fungi; Ascomycota; Eurotiomycetes; Eurotiales; Aspergillaceae
Product: Zn(II)2Cys6 transcription factor domain-containing protein
Exons: 2
Coding region: 1-2304 (767 amino acids)
Biological process (GO): regulation of DNA-templated transcription
Molecular function (GO): DNA-binding transcription factor activity, RNA polymerase II-specific; zinc ion binding
Source: RefSeq, a predicted model, not a curated record
AUGUCGAACGUCGAUUUAUCAAGUGACGGUCUCAUCGUCGAUUAUGAUUCAAGAGGUUAUCUCCAGCAAACAUGGCCCGUGGUAGACCAAAACGCCCGGUCUGACGAAAACGAUCUAUCCCCCCUACAAACUGGCGGUCACCCUCUAGAACAGUCGGUGGCCCAGGAUCCCAACCUGAUGGUCGACUGGCAAUAUCAUCAACACUUGCAACAUACCCCUCAUCAACAACAUUUAUCUUAUUCGCCCGAGGAUCCAUCGUCCGCGCCUCAAUUUACCACCGCAAGCUAUGGAAUGGCGAUUCAAUCUUCGCCGGUGGAUCUCAUGUCGGGACCUCAGGGCCAGAUGAGUGCCGGUUUGCUCGACGGUCCAUAUCUCCCGAUGUCCGCCCCCGUCGAAAUGGUUCCAUUCACGUAUCACGAUUUUCAAGCCGACCUGAUGACUUUCCCCAAUGGCCUGUCAAGUGUAUCCUACGCGGCCCACCAUCCCGUUUUGGAAAGUAGCUCUCCGACGGACACCUAUCUCGAGGUCCGUUCUCUCUCGAGUAGCGACAACGGCUGGAGUACAGUGGAUCACCGUCGCUCGCUGGAUUUCGGUUUCCCCGAGCAGGGUGUUUUCGUCAACCCCACCCAGACGCUUCAUGACCGCAGUCUCUCAGAAUCGUCUUACUCAACAUCCUACGGCAGCUUCGUUGAUAUCGCUCAUCCCAUUAGCUCUCCCAGUUGUUCUGAAGCCAACAUGGACUUGCCAUACAACCAUAACCCGGCCCUCAGUUUCGCCAGUACUUCCCCGCCAAGUAACGCCAUUGUUCGUCGUGAUGAGCAUUCCUCACAAGGAUCUCGUUCUCCCUCUGCAGUCAGCCCCAGUGCUAUGGUCCGCCCAAUCCCAGUCCCCAUUAAGAAGUCUACCUCGCCCAGUCGCGCUUCUGGCUCUUCAUCAUCAGCCUCUCCCCCCAGCCGCAAACCGUCAAGGAAAAGCCCCAUUGCAGCUAAGACCUCGGAGACCAAGGUCCGUAAGCAGUCUCAGACCGGCAAGCCCGAGACCGAGAAGCGUGUGGGCAAGCGAAAGGGUCCUCUUAAGCCCGAUCAGCGUAAACAGGCCAGCGAGAUCCGCAAGCUUCGUGCGUGUCUGCGCUGCAAGUUCCUCAAGAAGACCUGUGAUAAGGGCGAGCCUUGUGCUGGCUGCCAGCCAUCUCAUGCUCGUUUAUGGCAGGUUCCUUGCACUCGCAUUGAUAUCAAGGAAAUUGGCUACUUCAUGAAGGAUUGGAAGGCAGAUUACGAGCGUCACAUCUCUAUGGGAUUCUCGAUCGGUAAUAUCAAGGGCUUCUCAGACCAGGAGCGCACUCUGUUCAUCACACAUGGUUAUGGACAGAUGCUGCCGAUUAAGGCUCGUGAAGUCUACGUUCGUGACGAGCAGUGCUUCACCAUGGACUGGGUUGAGUCUAUGCACCGCGAACCAACACAGUAUGAAGUUGAGACCGCCAAGCUCUCCGCUGGCAAUGAGGGUAUCUCACAUGCUAUGUUGUCCGACUACCUGGACCGCCAUAUCGACGGCAACGGCACCUUUGAGAAGUUCGUUGAUGAUUAUUUUGAGGGUACACCUUUUCUGACCCAAAUGCUGAAGACCGCUUUCCGGUACUACUACCGCACAAAGCUCCCAGUCAUCCGGAAAGCCCUGAAGCUGAUUAUCGCGUACAACUUGACUCUCCAUGUUACCUUGGUUGAGGGGUUGGGCGAAGAGGACAGCUUCUUGGGUCGCAUCAAAGAGGCCUCCUCAAAGUUCCGCGGCAAGACCUUGGCCCCCGUGAUGAUCAACUUCCAGAUCAAGUGUGCCAUGGCUAGCAUGUGGCGUGAGCUACAAAAGGAUGUGCUGGAGGAGCUUUCUGCUCUGUACUCUAGUGUAUACAGCGGAGACAAGCUGAAGAACUGGCCUACGAUCUUCAUUCUGGCCUCCAUCCUCUUGGGUGUCUGGGAGGAGAUGCAGUUCGACUGCCACUACCGUACUCCCGAUCAGUCCGCCGUCGACAAGUUCUGCACUGAUAUGGAGACUACUCCCGUUGGUGUCAUUGUCGGACUGUUCCAGGCUAUCUCGCAAAAGCUGCCUCCUUUCACCGAAUGGGACUCGCAGAAGCACCAUCAAUUGCUGUACUCCAACCCCGAUGUCUGCAAUACUAUGACUGAGGUCCGCCAACAUGUUGAACAACACGAAAACUACCUUCGUGGCCGUUCCAACUCUUCAUUUAACCGCAAUGAUUUUGAUUGUUUGUCCAACAAAUUUGUUUCUCGCCUUGUUAUUCGCGCCAACUAA